Molecule: messenger RNA, 2632 nt
Organism: Cuscuta campestris
Lineage: Eukaryota; Viridiplantae; Streptophyta; Magnoliopsida; Solanales; Convolvulaceae
Source: the annotation of a GenBank genome assembly
AUGAAAUAUUAUUGAAAACUCAUUAGAAAAGAAAAAUGUAUACAUUAAGAUGGAGUAAUGGGAAAAUGUAACAUGAUAACGCAACAAACUUUGCUUCGGCUUAUUUUAAAACUUCUUGAUUCUAGUUUUUAUCUCCACCUUUUCAAUAUUUCACUUAAUCCUUUGAUAUUCUCCACAAAAAAUGAACACCACAGUACUCUAUCUUGGGUUAUCUUGUUAACUCAUCUAUAAAUACAAUACCAACGGCAUUCCAGUCAAUCCCACAAGACAGGUCUAGGGAGGGUACUCACACCUUAACCCUACCCAAAAGGGUAAAGAAGCUGUUUCUAGAAGACUCCCAGAUAAAGAUACAAACUAAAAAGAAUAGAAAAUGAAGAGAUGGCAGUAAGGGGUCCAAUAAGAGAAGGGGGCCAAUAAGAGAAGUAGAGAAGAAUUGAUGUGCCAAAUCCAAGAGGUAUACCAUGGUGCAAGCUUUUUGCAAAUGAUAGUUGCAGAUGACAAGGUUAACUCAUCUAAAGUGGAUACAUCCUAGCUAGGGGUAAUAUGAACCAAGGAUUAACUGUGGUUUCAAAGGACAAGGUUAAACUCAAAGUCUCACUUGUAAAUGACAAACAGUGGAAUAGUGGAUGUGCAUCCUAAAUAGAUUUUGACAGUUGCAUAUUUUAAAAAUCUUUGAUGCAUUUUGAAAAUGUAAUCCCAUGGCACAAAUAUGAAUUAGCUCAGUGAUAAUCUUUGAUGUAACCCAUAUAUGAUAUGAGAAUCUCAUCUCGGCUUGUCGCUCCUACAUUAGUUCUAAGAUUUGUCUUAGCACCUUGGUAGAUGUAUUUGACUAUACUUCCUUCCAUCAUUCCAUAUUUAUAAAUGAGUUGAUCAAUUUCCCUUGUUCCUUUUCUGUCUAUCCAUUUUUAAAAUCUAUGCAUGUUAACUAUAAUUUCUAGUUUUCCCUCAAUUUACCCUUCUUAUGUUGUGAAAUUUACUGUGUUCCCAGGAGUAACAAAAUGAGAGAUGUUUUUUUUGACAAGGGCAUUCAGACAAAGUAUAAGUUCUAAUUAAUUUAGUUUUGCAAUACAUUUUCUUAAACAUUAUGAACCUAGACAGAAGCAGGAAUGAUGGGAGAAUUUUCGUGAUACAACACUCUUUGUCAUUACCCUCCAUAAAGCUUCCCUUGGUACCUUAUCAUAAAGCUUUCUUCUCAUCUAUGAAACUAUGUGCAAGUUUUCAUAUCUAACCAGAUGGUAUUCCAUGAUAUAUGUAUAUACUUAAUUUCUGCUUUAUCAAAGUAUCAAUCCCUUAAUCCCUUAUAGAUUAGUACUAACUACUUAAGUGUUUUUUCUCCGAUCAUUUGUCAUUGUGACUGGCUCCCAGUUCUUAGCGAAAUAGUCUCUGGAUAAAUCAAUAUUGACAGUUCGAUACUCUCCAAGCAUUUUCAAACUUCAACGGGGGCUUCAUUAGGAUUAGGGUGAUGAUGAGUUUAAAGUUCAAACUAAUCUCUUUGUGGUUGCAUAGUAAGGAAAGUUAAAACUAAAUACAUUUUCAGAACUUGCAGUUGCUAGGAGAGAAUAUCUGUGAACAUUUACUGAUCUCCCUUCCACUCAGGUUAAAUUUCAUAUCAUCUCCCACCAUGAGCUUCGGCAAUGUAGUGGUCCUACUAUCUCGUCAACAUUACACCUUAACAUGGACCAGCUCAAGAAGGCAUUAACAACAUUGUUUGAUCUUUACGAGGCAAAUAGAAUAUCCCAAUGUAUAAACACAAAUGAAGCUGAAUUCCAUGCUUGUUAUGUGCUUCUACACCUUAGUUCUGAAAUCCAAGGAGAUUCAUUGUGUUUGUGGUUUCGACAAGUUCCUCCUGAAAUUUUGAAGUCAAAGGAAAUGUGUUUUGCCCGGAGAAUUUUGAGAUACUACCGAUUUGGAAACUACAAAAGGUUUAUCCAUACAACACAGUCUGAAGCAUCAUACUUGCAGUAUUGUAUUCUUGAGCCCUACAUUACUGAGGUUCGAGAAUUAGCUGUUUCCUCAAUGAAUCAUGGAGGAUACAAGCUUCAACCUAUUCCUCUGGCAGACCUAUCCAAACUCUUGAUGAUGACAGAAUGGGAUAUGGAGUCUUUCUGCAGAGACUGUGAGCUCGAGAUAUUCACCGAUGAAGAAGGAAAGAAGUGUUUGUCGUGCAAGCAAUCAUCUCUUGUCGCUCCCAAAAGUACAUUGCCGAAGUGUUACCCUCUAGAUUCACAACGAUUUGAGAGGGCAUCUUUUGAAUUAUGAGAGCCCUUGCUAUCGUAAAGUUCGGAGCGAAGUAUUGUUCUACAAAGGCCAAAAUGUGUCCGGGACCAAAGGAUCCCCAGAUCAAUCAGCUUAUUGCCAUUUGCAGCAAGUCAAAGUUCUUUUAGUACAUUGUAAUGUUUGCAUUUUAUUACUCAAAUCGUCCCGAUUUAGUUGUGUAUGCUAUUGCUAACACUAAGCAUAAUACGAAGCGAGAUGAAUUCAAACUUGAUCGGGGGAUGUAGUGUGGUAGGGACGUUGAUCCUAUAAUCAUAUGUAAGGUGUGCAUUUCACCAGUUGUAAACUAGCUAGUGUAUCAGAACUUGUGUAUUUUGAAUGCCCCAAAAAUCUGUAACAAAAAAAAGGAUAUGCCCUU